Rana temporaria (common frog) is the source of this 3085-nucleotide messenger RNA. It is a transcript of the gene TMEM248, whose product is annotated as transmembrane protein 248. Bases 179 to 1126 code for a protein of 315 amino acids. Lineage: Eukaryota; Metazoa; Chordata; Amphibia; Anura; Ranidae. The transcript is spliced from 7 exons. The record is from RefSeq and is a predicted model, not a curated record.
CCCCGGAAGUAGACGUCGUCCAGGAAGUGGAGGGUAAGAGGAGAGGACUGAACAUAAACCUCCGCCUGUGACUGGGAGCCCAGGCAUGACAGAGCCCCGGGGACCACCGGCCGCCUGAGAGCGGGACCCGGGAAGAGGCGGAGAGCGGGGGACACCCGGACAGGGCACUCACACCACGAUGUUGCUGAAUCUACAUCCCCUGGAGAACCUCAAGUCCUGCAUCAGCAGCCGACCCCCUCUGGUGGUGUUUAUGGUCAGUGUCAGUGGCAUGGCCAUAGCUUUUCUGACUCUUGGCUACUUCUUCAAAAUGAAAGAGAUCAAAUCGCCUGAAAUGACAGAGGACUGGAAUACCUUUCUCUUGAGGUUUAAUAAUCUGGACUUUUGUAUAUCUGAAAAUGAAACCUUAAAGCAUAUUCUUAAUGAUACCAGCCCACCAGAUAGUACAGUCACCACUGGCCAGGCUAGGUCAUCCACACAGACCCCCCAGGCAUUGGAAGACACCGGCCCUAUAAAUAUCUCUGUAGCCAUUACCCUGACGUUGGAUCCCCUGAAACCUUUUGGAGGCUACUCUCGUAACAUCACGCAUCUCAGUUCUACCGUUUUUGGUCAUCAAAUUGGACUUUCAGGCAGAGAGUCCCAUGAGGAAAUGAAUAUAACGUUCACUCUGCCGGCUGCCUGGAACUCUGAUGAAUGUAUCCUCCACGGGCACUGUGAACAGGUGGUAUUUACUACUUGUAUGACUGUGACGGCAGUGAGCAGCGUGUUCCCAGUCACUGUGCAACCACCCCACUGCAUUCCCGAAACGUACAGCAAUGCCACCCUGUGGUACAAAAUGUUUACUACUGCUCGAGACUCUAGCACAAAAUAUGCACAGGACUACAACCCUUUCUGGUGUUAUAAGGGAGCAAUUGGGAAGGUGUACCAUGCAUUAAACCCUAAGCUUACAGUUAUUGUUCCAGAGGAUGACCGCUCCCUUAUUAAUCUGCACCUGAUGGAUACCAGCUACUUCCUGUUUGUAAUGGUCAUCACUAUGUUCUGCUAUGCAGUCAUCAGAGGUCGACCAAGCAAGAUAAGGCAAAACAAUGCAGACUUCUGCCAAGAGAAGGUUGCUCUUUCUGAAGCAUAGCCAUCCUUCCUGCACCAUCAGAUAUGAACUGGAGUCAUUGCCUGUUGACCCCACCAGGAGAAUGUGUCAUGUGUCCUUCUAGGGGGGAGGGAGGAACACACAACUUCGCAAUGUUGGUUUCUUCCAACCAAAGACAUUUUAAGUGCCUGUAAUUGAUUUGUACAUAUUUAUAAAUAGGUACAUUUAAAGAGGCUUGGUGCAAAUGUACUGCAUCGCAGGAACUUGUGUUUUACUCCUUGUACCUGUGGACUAGCCAUUGUUUUCUCGUGUAGAUAUGUUUAGUGGCUGUGUAUAGUGGGCAGUAUGACUUGCCUGAUUCAUAUGUUUAAUGAAUGAGAUCCUGAUCUCAAGCAACACUGCACUUAUUUGUUUUUCAGUAUCUAGAGAAAUGAUACCUUUGAAUUAAAGGAUGAAAUGUUGUUUCUGCAUGGAAAAGGCCUUUAUUCUGUUAGCUGUUUGUCUUAAAGCAUCAUUCUUCCUAGCACACCAGCUUUGGAGAGUCUGUAGAUCCAUUAAUUAUUCAAAUGUUGGUUUGAAUGUGAAAUCGUAAUCAUUACAGAAUCAAUGGGACCUAUUUGCAAAGCAUCCAUUUUGCAUUGUGGUCCUACGGGGAGUAUCUUAAAAGUUGACAUCAUUAAAAUAGAGAAGAGACACUUUUAGUGACUGUGGGACCCUGCUACAUGUAUUGGAGGUGCAAUUUUUUGCCAUUCAGAAGAAUUCGAUUUAAAUUUUUACUUUAAAAACUCUGGAGAUGGCAAUUUUCAUUCUUUGCAGAUCAUCUGACCCCCAUACCUUUUUCAUUGGUUACUUUGGAAAGGGCAUACCUGAUAUAGUAGUAUAAAACUGCAGUGGGCAGGAAACCAGUAGCUGUUGCUGCUGUAACAAUGCAGUGGCUGCUUCCUACCAAACUUGGCUGUAUGUAGCUUGCUUACAGUAACUAUUCAGUGUCUUCAUUUGAGAAGCAGGUUGCCUGGCGUAGGGCAACCCAGUAUUGUGUAAAAGCUUUUGAUAAAUGCUGUUUGCGCUCUACUAAUGUUAACCCUGACUUUAACAAAGGAUAAGGCAAAAUGCUGUCUGGUUAAGCAUUUCUAAACUAUCUUUAACGUUUUAAGGUAAACUGUUCCCUUUCUGAAUAAGUAUCUGCAUUUCAGGAGGACUGUAGAUUCCCUAUAAUGCUGGUUUUGCACCCAUUUUGUGGAAACUCACAGUAAUACAUGGGGUAUGCAUGCCCUGCAUUGUGGUGCCAUUCAUUUUAAAUGGCACCAUAACCUACAUCCUGUGCUUUGUGGUGCAAUGCUUUUUCAAAUGAGUGCAGGUAUGUUUUGAAGCAUGUUAACAUCCUGAUAAAAAAUGUCUGCCCUGAGAUAAUGCACCCCACAUGAAAAGGGGCCCUGUGGUUGAAUCGAACCAGCAGAUUUAAUACUCACAGCACUUACUGACUUUAGUGAAAACUUCUUUAGGCCGCGAAAUAUUAGCUGUGUUGUCUCUGUUCAUUUUACAAACUUAUGUUUUUUUAGUAAAGUAAACCAAAAAAAAGCAGCAAAUAAGCAAUUUUUAUGUUUGGAUAGUGAUGUCUACCAUUUUGUAGAGAUCAGUGAUGUAGAUAUAGUAUAUUCCAGGGGUUAUGCUGCAAAAACACAAUAGACAUACAGUUCAGCUAAGAGCCGCAGGUGGCAAUACCAGUCCCUUCAGCUUUUCCUUCUAUUGUUUGUUAAUUGCACUUGCUUGACAAUGCAGCCAUGGAGAGGAGGCCUGGCGCAAUUCAUGUCCUGUCUUUUAUCAGCAAUGAACAGUUUUGGGUUCUCUUGAAUGAAUCCUGGUCAUCGCCAAUGCCAGCCAUGCUAAUUUUCAUUGAUUAUUUUAUUUUUUUUGUCUCCAUUAGUCUUCAGAAACUGUGGCCUCCUGGUUUAUGUGGAAUGCUGUUUGGUUUUCUGAAUAAAGCUAUCCCUGGUACUGUGA